Molecule: messenger RNA, 961 nt
Organism: Rhagoletis pomonella (apple maggot)
Lineage: Eukaryota; Metazoa; Arthropoda; Insecta; Diptera; Tephritidae
Exons: 2
Coding region: 2-697 (231 amino acids)
Source: RefSeq, a predicted model, not a curated record
AAUGUCCACAACAAAUCAACAGCUACGCCUUUCAUUGGCCAUUCCAUUGCUGCUGGGGGUGCUGGCGAACUGUUGCUUAGCACUGACCGCGGCGGAUUCGGCAAACAAACGCGAACAAUUGUUAACCACAAUGAUUGAAGAGUACCUGGAGCUGACCGACUUUCAAUUGCAGCAUAGCAAAGCUUUGGUGCAAAAAGUGCUGGCAGAUGGUGCAGUUGUGCAAAUGCAGAGUGAACUCAUGAACGCCGAGAGAGGUAUAAUGGAGAAUUUCGUGCGCCAAGUAGAGGACAAGGAGCAAGAAGAGCCACCGGCAAAAAGUAAUACAGCAAAUCGUUUCUUUUAUCUCAUUGCCAAGUCGUUGAUUUAUCAGGAAUUCGAAGGCAUUCUAAGACGCCACGACACCACAAAUCCAAGACGAAAGUUUGCUUCAGAAAAUUAUUUAAUUGAGCGUUCGCUAAAGAAGCAUGGUCUCGCCAAUUGGCAACGCGAUGUGACACAAAAGCAAACUGAAUUUAUGAAUGAGUUUGUGAAAGAGGUGGAUGCAUAUUUGGCGCAGCUGACACCAGCACAGCGCAACAAUGAGGAUUUUCAAGCGGAAAAGAUGCAGAAUUGGUCGGCUAAAAUGAAAACCAUAACGAAUGUGGAGCAGCGCAUGGAAACUUUCAAAGAGUUUAUGAGAUUCUUUGUGAAAUUUUAAAUUGAGCACAAAAAAACUUCACUGGUGAAGUGAAAAAUCAAAAAGAGCGCUCUUUAGGUUUUUGAGUUAAGUGAAAUAGUACUGGUAUCGCAUAAAAUUUUAGACUUUUGUAUACACCAGCAGAUGACUGAUUAACUAGGCUGAUGAAUUUCGAAUGAACUACAAUGUUUCGUAAAUGAAAAAUUUAAUUAAACAUCAAUAAAUUUCCAAAAGCACACAUGCAACACUCAAGUUUUUAGUCCCUAAGGAUGACAAUUUAAAUUU